AUGUAUGAUUUCCCUUUCCCUUCCCUUUCUCCAUCUUCCUAUCCCAUUAUUGUACUGUCCCCAUCGACAGUGCCAAAACCUUCUCCAUCACCAGCGCCACCACCCUCCCCAUCGCCAGCGCCAGCACCCUCCCCAUCGCCAGCGCCAGAACCCUCCUCAUCGCCAGCACCAGCACCUUCUCCACCUCCUCCCACUUCAACUCCUAAUGCACCCUCCGCCACUCCCUCCAAAGGAGGAGCAGCUUUUUCAGCAAAGCCAUGGCUGGCAUUGCUGCUGCUGGCACUGUUUCAGUUUAGGUUCAACUCAUAG
This is a messenger RNA of Closterium sp. NIES-65, 309 nucleotides long. The record is from the annotation of a GenBank genome assembly. NCBI's taxonomy places the organism in Eukaryota, Viridiplantae, Streptophyta, Zygnematophyceae, Desmidiales, Closteriaceae.